Dioscorea cayenensis subsp. rotundata (Guinea yam) is the source of this 1922-nucleotide messenger RNA. RefSeq names its product phosphatidylinositol-3-phosphatase SAC1-like. Gene Ontology annotation, cellular component: intracellular membrane-bounded organelle. Gene Ontology annotation, molecular function: phosphatidylinositol-3,5-bisphosphate 5-phosphatase activity. The coding region runs from base 1 to 1680 and encodes 559 amino acids. Gene Ontology annotation, biological process: phosphatidylinositol dephosphorylation. The transcript has 10 exons. NCBI's taxonomy places the organism in Eukaryota, Viridiplantae, Streptophyta, Magnoliopsida, Dioscoreales, Dioscoreaceae. The record is from RefSeq and is a predicted model, not a curated record.
AUGCCCACUUCACUUUCGGCUCAUGUCCGUGCUCACACUGUGUCACUUCAUUAUCUUCCUACUGAGGUCCAGGUCGCUGAUUUUUUCACUAAGACACAGACACGUGAUCAGCAUCAGUUCAUGUUAUCCAAACUCAAGACGCUUUUUGUAUUUACUGUAGUACGCAAGAUCUUUGAAUUUUCUGCCAUUAAACUUUUUGUACAUAUAUAUAUAUAUAUAUAUAUAUAUAAUCUGCGGCUUAAGAUACACAUUUUAUUUUUUGUACGCAGGGAUGCUUCUCUUGGAGAAGUUAGAGCUAGUUCAGGAGAUCUUACAAGAUUGGUUAGUAAUAAUGAAAGUCUGGACCCUUUGGGCGGUCAAGAUAGAGAAAAGGACUUGAAUUGGAAACCUUUGCCUAAUAAUGGGCCUCGAUUCCAAAGUGGUGUUUUGCGUACUAAUUGCAUUGAUUGUCUGGAUCGUACAAAUGUUGCCCAGUAUGCUUAUGGCUUAGCUGCAUUAGGUCGCCAACUUCAUGCUAUGAGUUUGACAGACAUCCCGAAAUUGAACCAGGAGAGUAGCAUUGCUACAGCUCUCAUGGAAAUGUACCUGAGCAUGGGUGAUGCACUUGCGCAGCAAUAUGGGGGAUCUGCAGCCCACAACACUGUUUUCCCUGAGAGACAAGGCAGAUGGAAAGCUACUACUCAGUCUCGUGAAUUUUUAAAAUCCAUCAAAAGAUACUACAGCAAUACCUACACUGAUGGUGAAAAGCAAGACGCCAUUAAUUUAUUCUUGGGUUACUUCCAACCUCAAGAUGGAAAACCAGCACUUUGGGAACUGGAUUCUGACUAUUAUCUUCAUGUUUUAGGGAUAGGGGAUGAGCCUGUCCCUGAUACUGACCGAAGUUUCAUAGUUGACCCUCUGAAUGUGGUGGGAACCAGAUGUACUCUUUCACCUACCCCAGGUUACAAACAAGAUUUUCAACGUAUGAAGCUGACAUCAUUUGAUGCACUAAUUGACAGAACAUGCAGUUCGAUAAAAAAUGUGAGACUUUGCUGUGAAUCUGAUGUAAAAGUUAGUGGUGCUGGAAAUACUGGAAUGGCACCAGAUGCAGCACUUAUGCUAUUUAUUGCAGUGAAGUACAACUUAAAAAGCCCAAAUUGGUUAUUUGGUCAAAAGAAAAAUAUGAAGAGACUGCUCCUCCCCAAAAAGGUUACAGCAAAUGAAAAUGUUACAGAGUUUCAUCAAGAUGAGUUGACUGCUGGAAGACUUGUUGACAUGAAUUGGAUUUCUUCUGUUGGUGAUGAAUAUCAGGAGGAUUACCAGAGGUAUCUUACAAUGUCAUCAGCUGAAGCUGAUAGAUGGUAUGGUGGAACACUAAUUUAUGAUCAGGAUGAAAGCAGUGAAGCUUUCAAGCAUUAUGCCGAGCUUUGCCAGGGCCCUGCUAUGGAACCCUUUGACCAUGACCCUGCAAAAGAGAAACACUAUGCGGAUGCUUUGUCUAUGGGGUUGGGCAAUAUGGGUGAUGAUGCACUUGUAGAGGCCGAGAUGGAAGCGGCCCUUAGAGAUUUUGAUGAUGUUGGUGCUGAUCUUGGAAUCAGUUGCUCGGCCACAGCCUUUGUGAACAAUUCAAUUUUGUCAUCAAGGUGGACCCUUGGCAAAGAGAAGGUGUCUGUAAUUAGUGCAUCUUAUGCAAGGAUUUGAAGUUGAAGGGCAAGAAAACAAGACUUAUUGGAUGAGAAGCAAUUUAUGGCCUAAAGCAUGGCUUGGCAUGAGAGAGGAUAGGUAGACAUUUUAGUGUGUGGAUUUUAUAGACAGUGAGGUAGCCUACUCUAUAUGUCAAAACCGAAGUUGUAAUUGAAAUAUUUAAGCCUAUUUUAUAGCCAAUGACCUCUUGAUCUAUUGACAUUGGAUCCUUUGUGUAGUAUGAUUGUGUUCCGGUGAGA